GCUCCUACGCCUUCUCGCCCUGUUCCCCUCUCCGCCCCUCCCCGUAUCUGCCUCUGCCCUCGUCCUCCCCCCUUCUCUUCCUCUUCCUUUCUGUAGUCCGGCCCUCUUCUCCUCGACCUUAUGCAGCUAUCCCGAUAUCUGCCUCGUCGCAAGUACGCCUGCUCACGUGCAUCUUCUCCGCAGACUCAGCCCGCUACCGCAAGCCAUGAUGCUCGGGAUGUCGAUCGUUCGAGUGCUCUCCUAAAUGGUGCUUCCCUAGAAGUCGAGAAUAAACAGAUCACAGACAUCGUUGACGAGCUAGUCAACUCGGCCGAGGUCAGUGUGAGCGGCGGUUCGGAUACGGAAACAUCCAAGGCAGACCCUUCGAAGCACUUUGACGACAAGAGCCAUGUACGAAACUCCUCUGCUGUCAAGAGGCCCCAGAGCUUCAAGUCCGUUUCUGUGAAUCGCACCUUUUUGGCCUCCAAGGCCGCCACGAGUUCUACUUUGCGAACCGACUCUUCCGCUGGCUCUACUUCCGCCAUGUCGCAAUCUACCCCUAGUAACUCCGCCUCGCGCCUCAAGUUGGUUGCCAAAUCCGGUAGUAGUUUAGGUGGCUCUACCAAGACCCUGAGCACCAACGGCAAGCCUGCAACUGCCCCCGACCCGAAUACAGUAUGGAAUCGCAAUAGACCUGUCACCCAACCUGAACAGAAGAAACUAUCCGACGAGGAGUUAAUGCACAAGUAUGGAAUACAUAUGGCAGGCCGUCUGGGUCCGGAAGACACCAAAGGCCAGUCGAACUGGGCAGAUAUCGACGACGACGAGGAGUGGGCACCAGAGACCAUAACAUGGACCGAUGGCACUAAAAUUACCCUACCGCAAGCCGACGAAAGUAGCUCAAAUCCCACCCCGCCGCACGCUGCUCUGAGCAAAGAAGCGUCGCCCGCUCCGCCUAAGUCGAAGUCGCCCGCGCCGACGGCGAGCGCAACCGCGUCCCCUCCUGUCAAGCCGGGCACCCUCGCUUCGGCGAAGAGCCUCGUACUCAAAGGUGCGCCCGAAAAGCCCACCCUGGUUGCGAAACCGCCGGCGCCGCCUACACCAGCCAAGUCACCCUGGGCGCGUCUGCCGCCGGUCGACAAGAUACCUCCUGGCCAGAUGGAGGUUUUUGCACCCGCGUCGGUUCCGCGUCUCCCGCUGCGAGACCCCGUUGCUGCUCAGGGCCCACCCCCGCCUCCAGCCAAAGAGAUCGCGGCGGACGACUUCAGUCGAUCCGGCUUCCGGGAAGGCAACUCGAGUAACCAUAGCCAGCUAUACAAUUCGCAAUCCGGACGGUACGAGCCGGUAGCGGAUCGUAAAGGCUCUAGGGGCGACAUCCACAGCCGUCAACCCGCCGUACUCCAACGACCUCAUCACGAGCAGCAAGGUCCAGCUGAGCCGUCUGCUGCCUUUCAGACAAGUCGGACCGGCGGACACGAAGUCCCAUAUGGCCGGCGCCGUGGCUCUUCUAACGUGAGCGGCAGCAGCGGUAUGCUUGCUCAUAAACUCGGAAAGCCCCACGAUAUCCUACCACCUACCGAGUUUCUCCAGUCGCGAUCUGCCUCUGUCGCUACUGCGGGCGCCGAGAGUCCCCUCUCUGCCAGAACCUUUUCUCCAAUCGACAACCAGCACACGCCACGAUUCCAACCUAGUCACCCGUACCAACCACGCCCGUCCCCUGGUCAGGCCUACGCUACACCCUAUCACAAUUUGACAGCUCCCGACGCGGUGCCGCUAGAGGAUGACUACGAGAUACAGAAAAGAGUCAUGCGCGAUCGUCGCGAGCAGGCUAUCAAGAGAAGGUUGGAAGAGGAAGCUCGCGAAGAAGAGGCCCGUAAAGCCCGAAUUGCCGAGAAGCUGAAGGCGAUGGGUCCGGCUCCCGAACGUAGGAGUGCGAAAAAGGAGGAGAAGAAGGAAGAAUCCCCCGCACCGCCCGUGCAUGCUCCGCGAGAAGGUAUUCCGGCAGCCAACUCUGGAAGUACGUCAGAGCCUCAGCCCGAACCCGAGCAGUCGGCACCGAGAACCGUCGGAUCGAUCGGCCGUGAGAACCUUGGUGCUAGCAGCCAAAUCAACGGGGAUGCUAGGCGGCCUCUUGGAGAGGCUGAGAGGUCUAGGACCUCUACGGCUCAUACUACUACCGCUCCCAAGGCCCAACCCCCGGCUCACUGGCCUGACACCCCGCAGCACCCGGAGCGAUUCACGACCUGGGGCAAUGGUCCCCAAAAUACGUCGCGAAAUGUCUGGGGUGCCCCAGGGAAUGAUCGUUCUCUGGGAAACGGCACUUUCAACCCAGACUUGGGGACCUUGCCUGAUUCUCACCCAGCUCCUAUCUCAGAACGAAAUCAUCGUCCGGCGCCUAUCGGACCUCCUCGCACAACUUCGCAGCCGCCGGUGCGCCCCGAGGCGAUACCCGGCAAUCGCCUAGCUCCCAUCGGCCCCCCUCGAACCCGUGGACCCGAGCCCACUGGCUUGGGUGCGUGGCAGACCUACGAUCCUGUAGAGGACGACAGGCGAAUCGCACUCGAAAUACAAGAAUCGCGCAAGACCCGAGGCGAGCCCGCGCCGAUUGCUGUGAAGGAUACCUGGCGCGCUGUCGAUUUGAACGAGUCAGGCAAGCGCACUGUGGCCGGUCCAAGCUUCAAGACGCACGGCGAAGCCCCAUCGGACAUAUCAGACCGCCCAGACGGCACUCAUUCGGAGCGCAAAGGACUGGGGUCUUCGGAAUUCUAUCGUCCUAGGGCGGACGUGUCCAGAAACGAAACGAACGGUGCUCGGUCUGAGUUUAGCAGGCAACCGUCCGUCGGGCACACCGCUGGCGCAGUACCCGGCCCAGCAAACCAGGCUAGGAGCAGCUCGCGAUUCUUCCCCGCGCGCGACGCGCCUCCGCAUGAUUACAGCCGUAUUCAGGAGCCGAUCGUUCGGACGAAGUCUCCGACUCCACCCCCGCCCACUGCAGACGGCCACCCGGUCUUCGACGGCGACGUCACUCGCCCGCAUGUAGCCUUGCCGCCGGCUCGUCCGAUAGUGAAGCUGCCUCCGUCAAACUCGGCCGCGCCCACUCCCGUCAUACCACCCGCUAAGCCUGUACCAGCUUCAUUUGCCGCCGCUGCCGCUGCCGCCUCCGCGUCGUCCCGACCGCCUCAGCAACCGACGGCUCCGCGACCGUCGAGCAGAGGCAAGGGAUACGGAGGGAUCCCUCAGAAGCCUCACGAGAUUGCGUCUCAGGAGAACUGGCAGGACAAGAUUAACAGUCUUAUGGGGAAGAAGUCGACUCCUCCAGCUCGGUCUAUGGCCGUUGACUCGUCAAGUAGAAUUGCAUUGGACUAUACACAACAAUCAUAUGACCCCGCGACUGUCGCCUUGCCCAGUCUAUCGCAUUCUGUGAGCUCUAUAGCCACCGAGGAUAGUGACUAUACUUCCAGGGAAAUGGCCGAGGAAUGUUUCGGAGAGCAAGAGAUGGGCUCGCUCCCGGCCGUCAAGCUCCCUAGCGAAGCGCCGGAUGCGCUAUGGCAAGCCGUCGAGCCUGACUUCGACCCUGUGCCAGCCAAACUACGAGUCGAUCCCACGGGCGCCGAGUCGUUCAGGUUCCCACACGAAAUCUUGAACGGCAAGAGCGUAAUCCGUAUCUCCGCCCCGGGGAUGCCAGAGGUGAAGACAGUUCCGAUUUCGUUCGCGAACAGCAAUAGGUCUUUCAGCAACCCGCGUCGGUCCGGACCUCGGGUAAACCCCCGACGCUUGUCGAAUCGUGGCGGCCAGCGGGGGGGUAGAGAGCACCCAGACCACGUAAACGAACACGCCUCGUCGUCUUCGCCCGGCCGGCCCCCUCCCAGCCGCAACGGACGCGGGUAUAGACCUCGGGCAGAGAACUGGGGUCGACACCCCUCGUCCACCUCAGCAGCGCAGUCGUAAAUACGGAGGCAAUUGGCGGAUGCGGAUACUGCUGCUAAGUGACGGAGCACCUACACGGGCUCGGUCGCGCUCUACUUGGGAGUCUUGGUCUGACCCGCCCCCGACCUGUAUACUCUUACAAACCACCGUCGGAACCGUGACUUGACGUUGCGGCUUCUAUUCAUAUAUUGCUGUCAUUGCGGGUAGUAAUCAGCCAGGAUGACGGCGUGUACAACAAAUUGCCAAUGCA
Messenger RNA from Durotheca rogersii, 4156 nucleotides. RefSeq lists its product as uncharacterized. The coding region runs from base 121 to 3927 and encodes 1268 amino acids. The transcript has 2 exons. NCBI's taxonomy places the organism in Eukaryota, Fungi, Ascomycota, Sordariomycetes, Xylariales, Xylariaceae. The record is from RefSeq and is a predicted model, not a curated record.